AUGGCGGAGGCUGGCCCAGCCUGCUCUGAGUCCUUCGCGUGGACCGCCCGCUGCAAAAGCAUCGCCGACUUCCGCUCGGCAGCCUUCACCGCUCCCUGGGAGGCCGGACAGGCGAACUCCGCUGCCCUGGCCAAGAUGGCCAAGCUGGUGACGCAGGCCGAUGAGACGCCUGCGCCUGCCUGGGUGCCUCCGCAACCCUCGCGGCAACGGCCCUUGCCGCAAUCGAGGCUCCCGUUGCUCCCGCCGCAGGAGCCGAAUUUUCGCGGCAAGAAGACUUUAGUGUUGGACUUGGACGAGACGCUUGUGCACAGUUCCUUCACCCCGGUCACUUGUGAUUUGGUGCUCAGUGUGUUCCUGGGCACCGAAGAGCACAAGGUCUACGUGCGAAAGCGGCCGGGCGUUGAUGAGUUUCUUAAGGCCGUUGCCAAGCUGUAUGAGGUGGCCAUUUUCACCGCUUCUACUUCGCUGUACGCGAACGCUUUGCUGGAUGUGCUGGACCAGCGUGGAUGGAUUCAACACAGGCUUUUCCGCGAAGCCUGCACCAGAUACAAGGAGGGCUAUGUCAAGGACCUGUCGCUCUUGGGGCGCAACCUGAACGAUGUGAUCAUCGUUGACAACAUGCCAGUCUGCUACGCGUUGCAGCCGGAGAAUGCCAUUCCCAUACGAACGUGGAAGCACGAUCCCGAAGACACGGAGCUGAUGGACCUGUUGCCCAUCCUGCUGUCUCUGGCGCACGUGGAAGAGAUUCCGCGCAUGUUGAAGGAGAUACUGGCCUACGAAGCCAGCGAAGACGAUGCCGAUGAGGCCGGUGCCGGGUAG
This is a messenger RNA of Symbiodinium natans, 819 nucleotides long. The record is from the annotation of a GenBank genome assembly. NCBI's taxonomy places the organism in Eukaryota, Dinophyceae, Suessiales, Symbiodiniaceae.